Messenger RNA from Pseudopodoces humilis (Tibetan ground-tit), 1709 nucleotides. Lineage: Eukaryota; Metazoa; Chordata; Aves; Passeriformes; Paridae. The record is from RefSeq and is a predicted model, not a curated record.
CGCAGGUGAGGGGGGGGUCCCGCCAUGGGCUGCAACAUGUGCGUGGUGCAGAAACCGGAGGAGCAGCACCGGGUGAUGCUGCAGGUGAGCGGGAAGGAGGGGUCGCGCCGGGGGGGUCCCCGGGGGGGGUCCAAGGAGCCUCUGGUGCUGCAGGUGCUGAGGAGAAGCCCCCGGGGUCGCCCCCCUCCCCACCCUGGCGGGGGGAUCCCCCCGAGCCCCUCCUGGGGGGGGCCGGGACCCCCGCCCACAAUUGGGGGAGGGGGGCUGGUGGACAGCGGCACCCAGACCGACAUCAGCUUCGAGAGCCGCCUGGGGGGGGCCGAGCCGCCCCCCCUCCCCCAGGAUUAUUUUGAUCCCGCGGAUUUGGGGGAGCCCGAGCGCCCCGAGGAGCUGGAAUAUGAGGAGGUGGAGCUGUACAAAACCAGUCACAAACUGGGAAUCACCGUCUGCUACCGCACGGACGGCGAGGAGGACCCCGGGAUCUACGUGGGGGAGGUGAACCCCAACAGCAUCGCAGCCAAGGACGGGCGGAUCCGGGAGGGCGACAGGAUCAUCCAGAUCAACGGGGUGGAGAUCCAGGACCGGGAGGAGGCCGUGGCCUUCCUGACCCGCGAGCAGCAAACCAACAUCUCCCUGCUGCUGGCCCGGCCCGAGAGCCAGCGAUGGAAGGACAGCGACCGCGAGGAUUUCCUGGAUGAGUUCGGAUCCGAUGAGGAGGGGGAGCUCAGGGGGGCCUGGACCCCCCCCGGGCAGCCCCCCAGCCCCGCCACGCCCGGCCGCGGGGCCGAGCCCGACAGCGGCGUGGGGCGCACGGACGAGUCCACGCGCAACGAGGAGAGCUCGGAGCACGAUCUGCUGGGAGCGGGAUUAGGAGCGGGAUCGAGCCCGGGGUUGGGCCCGGGGCUGCCGGGCUCGGUGUCGCCGCCUCCCGCCGCUCUGAGCCCCGCGGAGCUGCGGCGGUACCGAGCCCUGCGCGGAGCCGGAGCCGCGGGCCGGGCCGAGCUGGCUCGGCUGGAGGAGGAGCUGCGACAUCUGGAAUUCAAAUGUCGCCACCUCCUGAGGGCCCAACAGCUGGAGCGGCUCCGCGAGCGGGGCCGCCGGGCCUGGCGCGACCCCCGCCCGGGGGUCGAGGGUCCUUUGGCCGAUAUCGCCGAGGCUCCGGAGCGCGACAGCACCAGCGCCUACAACACGGGCGAGAGCUCCCGCAGCUCCCCGCUGCUGCUGCGGGCCGGGCUCGGAACCGCCGGCACCGCUCCCCCCGCUCCCCCCGGCACCGCCAAAGGGCCCCGGGGCAAACGGCCCGGCCGGGACCGGCUGCUGAAGGCUCGGGCCAUCAAAAUCCUGGAGGAACGCGGAGGCUCCACCGAUGACGACGCGAGGAGCGAGCUGAAAACCGGGCGCUACUGGAGCCGCGAGCAGCGCAAGCAGCACCUGGCGAGGGCUCGGGAGCAGAGGAAACGCCGGGAAUUGCUGCUCCAAGCUCGGCCGGAAGGUUCCGGGGGUCUCGGGGGUCUCGGGGGGGUUGCGGAGCCCCCCCAGCAGCAGCAGCAGCAGCAGCAGCACGGGCAGGGGUCGCGGCGGGGGCUGCGCAAGAGGAGCCGCCGUAUCCUGGAUAAUUGGGUGACGAUCCAGGAGAUGAUGCUGGCUCAGCACGGGGGGCGCUUGGAGCAUCCCCUGCUCUCCGUCACCACCGUGUGACCCCCGCCCCA